Paramecium tetraurelia is the source of this 1638-nucleotide messenger RNA. RefSeq lists its product as uncharacterized. The record is from RefSeq and is a predicted model, not a curated record. The transcript is spliced from 2 exons. NCBI's taxonomy places the organism in Eukaryota, Ciliophora, Oligohymenophorea, Peniculida, Parameciidae. Gene Ontology annotation, molecular function: ATP binding; protein kinase activity. Gene Ontology annotation, biological process: protein phosphorylation.
AUGAGAGAUGAAUUUAGAAGUUGCUGUGCUAUAUGUUCAUGCUAAGGAUUUGGAUAGUGUUUGUCAUGUAAUACCAAUCCCUGUUUGAUACUCGAUAAAUCCACUCCUGACAUUCAAUAAACAUUAUAAAAUUACGAACACAAGACUCAUUACUUGGAUGAAUGGUAUGGGGAUGUCAUUCUUUUGGAGAAUAAGCAAACUAAAUUGCUUGCGAUAUUGAAAGUUUAAGAGUUUUUAUAUCAAACGGAUUUUGAAGAGCAGAAUUAACAAUUCCUCUAACGUAAAUUGUUAUAAAAUGAUAACAUUGUAUAAUUGAAUGAAUACAUGUCAAGACAAGAGGAAGGAUUCUGUACAUCAAUUUAUAAAUCAUUUCUGAUCUUCGAUUAUAUUCUGACAGAUUUUGCCUCUGAAUUCCAAUAUAGAUUGGAAAAUAAAAUCCCUUAUCAGCAAGACGAAUUCUAUCCCAUAAUUUACUAAUGUAUUAAUGGAUUGAAUUAUCUACAUUAAAAUGGUAUUAUGCAUCAAGCUUUGAGGAUGAGAAACAUCUUUAUCACACAAGACAAAUACAAAAUAGCUGACCCUCAUUUGUUCGAUCACAAGAACGAUUAUCAAAAGAUAUACAGUGACAAACAGAAAUAUUCAAAAAUAGCCUAUCUAUCUCCUGAACUAGUGAGUGAAUUGGAUAAAGGCAAUAAAGAACCUAAUGUUGAUUGGUUUAAAUCAGACAUCUAUUCCUUAGGGAUGGUAUUCCUACAAUUAUGCAGUGGAAAACAAUCAUCUCUCUGUUACGAUUAUGAUUAAGGAGUGAUAUUUGAAGAUAAGAUAUCUUCUCAUUUGUAAACCAUCAAAAUUUCAUGUCAUGAUUUCUUCUUUUACAUCAUCAAAGAUAUGUUGACUGUUAAAGUAUCAUAACGACCAACUGCUCAGUAAUUGUAUGAAAGAUUAGACAAAAAUCCAAAAUGUAAAUAAUCUAUCACUCCUGUCCAAAUAAUCCUAGAGCAACAUCAAGAUUAACAAAUGGAAUAGCAGUAUUAGCAAUAGGAUGUAUCUUAAUUGAUUGGUGGAGGAGGAUAAGACCUUAUAGGAGAACCAAAUACGUUUGACUAGUAUGAUGUUUUGGGUCUCAUCGGAAACGAACCAACUAAGUAAAAAGAUUUAGUUGAAACUGUAAAGGAGAGAUAUCCCAAUGGAUCCAGGUAUUAAGGCAUGAAGAGGAAUGGUUUGAGACACGGAAAAGGGAAGUUUAUUCACACUGAUGGGAGCUAUUAUGAUGGAAUGUGGAAGGAUAAUAAAAUGAGUGGAAAGGGAGUGUUAUACAAUUCUUAAGGCAAAGUAACCUAUGAUGGCAAUUGGGCUGAUGAUCAAUAUCAUGGAUAAGGAAUAGAAUAUAACUAGGACUAAAUACCAAUGAUUUCUGGAUUAGACCAUAAUAAUCUAACCAAUAUUACAUGUUGGCUCAAGUAUGAAGGAGCCUUUAAGAGGGAUAACAGGGAUGGCUUUGGAACACUCUCUUUAAGCAAUGGGGACAAGUAUAUUGGGGCAUUCAAAGAUGGAUAAAUUCAUGGGUUUGGUACUUACUCGUAUAAAAAUGGGCAAUCCAUUUAAGGCAAGUGGAAUAUGGGGAAACUUCAAAAGUGA